This is a messenger RNA of Aspergillus pseudonomiae, 2568 nucleotides long. Its product is annotated as serine/threonine protein kinase CLA4. The transcript is spliced from 3 exons. The record is from RefSeq and is a predicted model, not a curated record. Gene Ontology annotation, cellular component: cytoplasm. Bases 1 to 2568 code for a protein of 855 amino acids. Gene Ontology annotation, molecular function: ATP binding; protein serine/threonine kinase activity. Gene Ontology annotation, biological process: protein phosphorylation; intracellular signal transduction; actin filament organization. Lineage: Eukaryota; Fungi; Ascomycota; Eurotiomycetes; Eurotiales; Aspergillaceae.
AUGUACUCUCCCGACCAGUUCAUGAAUCCUGGGCCAGCACCGCGCCCACCAGCCGAGCGCCCGAAGCUUAACCUGCCUGCUAACUCCUCAAAUACGGUCACGUCCUUCAGCCAAAUGAGCCUAGACUCCCCCAGUACGCCAGGGUCCGCCAACUUGUCAUUAUUCCCGAAUACUAGCACCCCGUCUCUCUCAAAAACAAAAACCAACCAGUCAGGACAAGGAGGGGUAACCGUCAUCAAAGAAGGAUAUGUUCGUUGCAAGGAAGACAAAUUUCUGGCUACCUGGAACCAGCGAUAUUUGAUACUUCGAGAGUUUCGAUUGGACUUUUUGAAGAACGAGACGGGUAGGGUAGUCUUGUCUAUCCCCCUUGAGACGGUCACCGCUGUCUCCCGUUCCGAAGACACUCGGAUGGCCUUCGAAGUUAUUCGUUUGGCCAAUCCGAAAGAUGCCACCUCUAAGGCUGCUCUGAUCACACGCGACGUACCAACUAAGAGUAUUACCUGCGAGGUCAAGAGUGAUGACGAGAUCUAUGACUGGAUUGACAAGAUCUACGAGCGCUGCCCGGGAAUGGGAGGCGUGAGCAACCCGACCAAUUUUAGCCACCGCGUUCACGUCGGCUUCGACCCGCGGACAGGCGCCUUUGUGGGAUUACCGCCUGAGUGGGAGAAGCUGCUGACUGCAUCGGCUAUCACCAAAGAAGACUAUAAGAAGAACCCCCAAGCCGUCAUCGAAGUUCUCGAGUUUUACUCUGAUAUAAAGAUGCGCGAACAGAACCCACAGUAUUAUGCCGGAUUAGCCUCUCCCCAGUCAAACCAGCAACCAAAAACUUACAACAGCAAUACGGUGGGCAGUUCUAUUGCUCCUCCAAGACCGCCGCCACCAGCCCCAUCCCAGCGCUUAGACAGUGGCCACUCCAAUCGUUCCGCUGGUUCAUCACCCUCGCAGACACACAGCAAAUCAGACUCAGAUCGUGCUUUGGAACAGCAGCAACAGCUGGAGAGGAUGAAGGAGAUGGCGGACCAAGAGCGUCGGCGCAUGGAGGAAGAAGGUCGCCGUGCUCGUCAACGUGAAGAAGAGCAAAAUAGGCUCGAUCAAGAAGCGUACAACGCCUCACUUCCAAAGACUCGCGUCCCUCUGGCCAAACAGGAGCUCGGCGGCUAUGGCGCCGAUCCGUCGAUGAACGACCGCUACAAACCAGGCCGUCCCGCCCCGCAGGCUCCUGGCUCGGCUCGACAAGACUCUGCACGCCAGCUCACUGCUCAGCGCCCAGCGCCAGCUCCUCCGACUAGUUCCAACCAGGGCCAACGGCCGGGGGAGUACAUAUCGGCCAACGGCCCCGGAAUUGCACGUGCUCCGGGGUCAGACCAAUCUUCUCCCAGCUCGCGUUACCCUGCGCAUGAUCCGCGAGCACAGUCCUCUGCGGCACGCGCUCAGAACAAUGGUACCAAACAGCAGGCUCAGGGCCCACCACCCAGCAAACUUCCUGCUCCCGUGCAGCCAGUGAAGCCACUGAAUAUUGCGAACAAACAGGCAACUAAUAAGAACGUUCCUGAUGGUGUCCGUCAAGCUGAAGCUGCCCUGACUAAGAAAGCUGAGCCCCGGCAGAGGGAAGUUCGCAUGUCGGCAAUGUCUGAGAACGAAGUCAUGGAUCGGCUUAGGUCCGUCGUCUCUAAAGACAAUCCCAACGAAUCUUACAGUAAGCAACGUAAGAUUGGACAAGGCGCUUCUGGAUCUGUGUAUGUCGCACGUGUGAAGGAACAUGCUGUGUCUCCGGUUGCCCGCGAACUGUACCGCCAAUAUGGGCCCCGGACUCAAGUCGCAAUCAAACAAAUGGAUCUGCGUAGUCAACCACGAAAGGAGCUUAUUGUCAAUGAGAUCAUUGUAAUGAAAGACAGUCAGCAUGCCAAUAUUGUCAAUUUCCUUGACUCAUUCCUGCAAGAACAAAGCAAUGAGCUCUGGGUUGUUAUGGAAUUCAUGGAGGGCGGUGCCCUCACAGAUGUCAUCGACAAUAACCCUGUAAUCCAGGAAGAUCAGAUUGCUACCAUUUGCUCAGAGACUUGCAAAGGGCUGGCACACUUACAUAGCCAAAACAUUAUCCACCGUGAUAUCAAGAGUGACAAUGUCCUUCUUGACCGCGCUGGUCAUGUCAAGAUUACCGAUUUUGGAUUCUGUGCUAAACUUACUGAAUCAAAGAGCAAGCGUGCAACGAUGGUCGGGACGCCAUACUGGAUGGCCCCAGAAGUUGUCAAACAGAAAGAAUAUGGACCUAAGGUCGACUGCUGGUCACUAGGAAUUAUGGCUAUUGAGAUGAUAGAGUCAGAGCCCCCUUACCUGAACGAGGAACCGCUUAAAGCUCUAUAUCUUAUUGCCACCAAUGGCACUCCUCGUCUAAAGAAGCCUGAAAAGUUGAGCAAGGAGCUCAAAUCCUUCCUCAGCCAGUGUCUGUGUGUCGACGUCCGCAGCCGUGCCACUGCGGAUGAACUGCUAGCUCACGAAUUCCUGAAAUCUGGCUGUAGUCUUCCUAGCCUUGCGGAGUUGCUCCGUUGGAAGAAGAACAAUGGACAGUGA